Molecule: messenger RNA, 1008 nt
Organism: Odobenus rosmarus divergens (Pacific walrus)
Lineage: Eukaryota; Metazoa; Chordata; Mammalia; Carnivora; Odobenidae
Gene: PEMT
Product: phosphatidylethanolamine N-methyltransferase
Exons: 7
Coding region: 166-765 (199 amino acids)
Biological process (GO): phosphatidylcholine biosynthetic process
Molecular function (GO): phosphatidylethanolamine N-methyltransferase activity
Source: RefSeq, a predicted model, not a curated record
GUGCUGUUGACCCGCAGCAAAUCAUCCCCUGAAGCGUCCUCAAAGCCUGCAGUAAAGUAAAUUGCUAUGAGCCGCUUCCUCACCAACCCGUAGCGUUUCUGUGGCCGAGUCCAUUCAUCGGUGACCUGAGUGGAAUUAUUCCUGGUUUCGGCAGACCUCUGCGUUAUGACCUGGCUGCUGGGCUACGUGGACCCCUCGGAUCCCUGCUUCGUGGCUGCCAUCCUCACCAUCACUUUCAAUCCGCUCUUCUGGAAUGUGGUUGCGAGAUGGGAACAGAAAACCCGAAAGCUGAGCAGGGCCUUCCGAUCCCCCUACCUGGCCUGCUACUCCCUGGGCGCUAUCAUUUUGCUCCUGAACGUUCUGCGCUCCCACUGCUUCACACAGGCCAUGCUGAGCCAGCCCAAGAUGGAGAGCCUGGAUAACCCCACGGCCUACCGCAUGGGCCUCGCGCUCCUGGGAGUGGGCAGCACGUUUGUGCUCUCCAGCUUCUUUGCACUGGGCUUCACCGGGACCUUCCUAGGCGAUUACUUCGGGAUCCUCAAGGAGGCAAGGGUGACCACAUUCCCGUUCAACGUCCUGGACAACCCCAUGUACUGGGGCAGCACGGCCAAUUACCUGGGCUGGGCCGUCAUGCACGCCAGCCCCACCGGCCUGCUGCUGACCGCGGUUGUGGCCCUCGUCUACAUGGUCGCCAUCCUGUACGAGGAGCCCUUCACCACGCAGAUCUACCAGCAGCAAGCCUCCCCGUCCCACAAGAGGAGCUGACCGGGCCUUUGGCCAUGUCGCGGAGCGUCUGCCGCCUCCGGCCUGCCCUGAGUGCCAAGCCCUACAGCGGGGAGACGGGCCCCAGCCGCCGCUCGGUGUUGGUGCCCGGCGAGGGCCACUCCAGUGCCUUGGAAACCUCUGCCUUGGGGGCCCUGGACAUGCUGUCGUCUGGCCACUGAGCCCCCCUGCCCUGCAGCCCCCAGUACAUCCUAACUCACCAAUAAAGGCACCCUGACGCCAGCA